This is a messenger RNA of Lotus japonicus, 1700 nucleotides long. RefSeq names its product F-box/kelch-repeat protein At3g61590-like. Bases 312 to 1526 code for a protein of 404 amino acids. The transcript is spliced from 2 exons. Lineage: Eukaryota; Viridiplantae; Streptophyta; Magnoliopsida; Fabales; Fabaceae. The record is from RefSeq and is a predicted model, not a curated record. Gene Ontology annotation, molecular function: protein binding.
CGCUGCUCACUCUCUCUCUCUUUCUCUCUCCUAAAGUGUUUUUUGUGUUGUGUUGCUUGGCCUUGUUUAUCAACCAAAUCUGGAGCCACCCAUUUCUCUGUUCUUCCCUUUGAAAGCAAAAUGCACGCCUCCUCCAUUCCCCAAACUUGAAUGCUUUUGAGGCACCUCUCAAAGAAUCUUAAUCGCUAUUCACUGAAUCUAAUUUCCCAUUUUCUUCGUCCCUUCCUUUUCGGGUCGCUCAUAUGAACGCUCAUUGAAUUCCUUCCUUCCAUACCCUUUUCCUGCAAACAAGGUCUUUCCUUUCAACAACAAUGGAAGGGGAAAUAUCAUGGAUAAGCCACUAUGAUAACAGACGAAGGGAGAUUCGGGAUUUUGUUUCACUUUCAGAACCUGGUGAGGAAGAUGAAAAAGAAGGAACUAUUGUUUCUGUGGAUGAAGUUUUGCCUGGUGACUUGUUGGAACAUAUCCUAAUGUAUCUCCCCAUUGCGAGCAUUUUUAGAGCUUGUUGUGUGUGUAAAAGAUGGCGUGAAAUUGUUACUAAAGAGAGGUUUUUAUCGAACCUUUCACAUAUUCUUCCGCAGAAACCUUGGUACUUUAUGUUUACAAACUGUGAUGAACCAAUCGGUUAUGCUUUUGAUCCCUUCCUUCGCAAAUGGUAUGGCGUUGAACUUCCAUGCAUUGACACUUCUAAUUGGUUUAUUGCUUCAUCCGGUGGCAUGGUUUGCUUCAUGGACUAUGACAUCAAGGAUGAAUUAUACGUCUGCAACCCUAUUACCAAAAGCUACAAGAAACUUGAGGACCAUCCAGCUUUGAAAUUUUCUGAUUACAAUGCAUUAGCACUCUCAGUGAACAGGGAAUCUCACAGUUACACCGUGGCAAUUGUAAGAUCUAAGCAAGUCCCAAAAACCUUUUUCGAGUGGGAUAUCUCAAUUCAUUUAUACCAUUCAGAAAAAGUAACUUGGGAGACACCUUUAACAGAGGUUUCGAUGGGUUGGAGAGGUGGUAACGAGAGUGUGAUAUGUAAUGGGGUGCUAUACUUUUUAGCUUACUCAACUGGAGGCGGCCUGCUGGAAAAUCGCCAUGCCCUAGUUGCAUAUAAUUUGUCCAACUGUUCUUCUCAAGAUAGCUUAACAACGAGCUUUAUUCCAGUACCUUGUUAUCUAACAUGUGCCCGUCUAAUGAAUUUGAAGGGGAAGCUUGUAAUGGUGGGAGGAAUCGGUAAAUCAGCUCGACAUGACAUAAUAAAAGGAGUUGGUAUAUGGGUUCUGAAUGAUAGGAAGUGGGAAGAGAUUGGACGAAUGCCGCUCAAAUUCUUCCAAGGCUUUGGGGAGUUUGAUGAUGUUUUUGCUAGUAGUGGUGCAGAUGAUCUUAUAUUUAUUCAAAGUUAUGGAGCUCCCACUCUUCUCAUAUAUGACAUGAGCCAUAACCAAUGGAAAUGGUCACCAAAGUGCCCUGUGACAAAAAGAUUUUCCCUGCAGUUCUUUACUGGUUUUUGCUUUGAGCCUAGGCUUGAAAUUGCUCCAUAGAUCUCCAUACAAUCAAUGCUGUUAUUGAGACUUGUAUCUGAGGCUCUUCAGCUUAUGUUCUUCCUUGUUCUUUGAGCUAAAAUUUAAUAUGAUUUUUGUAUGUUAGCAUUUCAUACAAGAUGUAUUUGCUGAUAAAACUUCUUAGUCAUGAAUACGAGAUUAUUAUUCAAAGCA